This is a messenger RNA of Aedes aegypti (yellow fever mosquito), 3800 nucleotides long. Its product is annotated as galactosylgalactosylxylosylprotein 3-beta-glucuronosyltransferase P. Lineage: Eukaryota; Metazoa; Arthropoda; Insecta; Diptera; Culicidae. Gene Ontology annotation, biological process: carbohydrate metabolic process; chondroitin sulfate proteoglycan biosynthetic process. The record is from RefSeq and is a predicted model, not a curated record. Gene Ontology annotation, molecular function: galactosylgalactosylxylosylprotein 3-beta-glucuronosyltransferase activity. Gene Ontology annotation, cellular component: Golgi membrane. The coding region runs from base 1262 to 2491 and encodes 409 amino acids. The transcript has 7 exons.
CUUACCAACAACAGCCAGACUGUGUGUCGUCUACAGUGUCAGUCCUACAUAUUUAUAACCACAGCGCGCCGUUCACGAAGAGUAUGAGCGAAGCACGGAGAGCACGCCGCAUAUCAGUUGGUUCGCAGCUUCGAUCGUAUCUGGACGUGCAAGCGUGCAGGAUAUUCCGCCGUGAACGUGAAAAAGGCUGGUCUCUGUGAGUUAUGGUCACAGCGCCUUAGGGAUACUUGACUUCCGGUGAACAGUGUGAUGGAUUUGUGUGGUUUUUCUUUGGAAUCUAAUUUGUAUAUUUGAGCUGUGGCAUUGUUUGUUUGAACAUAAACGAAGCAAGUGUAGGGAUAAAAAGUGUGUAUCACUGUAAAUGUUCCCCGAAUUUAAACUGCAAACGUCCUUCGAGUAGAUGCCUAGAUUCUCGUUUGGGGAGAGUGCAUCGUGAGGCGAACAAGGCUAAGAGUUUUCAAAACACAGCACUUAUUGUGAGCACUAUUGUGUACCGAGGUGGAUUGGCAAGCAGAGCGUUGUGUGAAAAUAAACGAGCUAAAAUUAAGUUUAUCGAUUACGCCGCCGAAGCGAACGAUGCGAUUUCCGCUGUUGGCAUUGUUGAGAUCCUGGAGGAAAAUCUAGAACAAAUGGAAUUCAGCCAACAUCGAAAAAGUGGUUCUGGUGGAAAUUGAUUGGAAAAAAUCCGACCAACCAGUGAGAAAAUAGAAGUGAGAGCUACAGAUCUACGGCAAACGAGGAAAAAUCGUUCUCGGGAAAAAUUGUUUUAGCAUGGUUGUUUGAGAGCGGAAAACGUGUUGGUCUUGUUUUAUUUACCGUGGAAGUGUGCGGCUUUUGUGUGAGUUUUCCGACACGGUACAAGGAUUCACUGCUCGGUGCGGAGCAGACAACGGUUGUUGCGACAGGUACUGUCUCCUCGGGAAGGUGUGUCUGUGAGGACAUUGCUGGGUUUGUAGUUUUAGCUGGAUCAUUAUCACACAGCACAGGUGUAUAUCGAAGCCGUCUGCGGAGGAUUCAUAAACGAUGUGAAUAAACAAUUUCAAUGUACCAGGCUUGAAGAAUAACUGGUCUCGAUGUGUCUGCAUGGCCGCAUUUUGAGCAGCCUACAGAGGCUACCACCAUCGACAACAAAUAAACAUUAUAUCUAACGCAACAGCGAAACUCGUUUGCCAAUAGUGGCCUUCAUCGCCACCAUUGGCCCUUCAACGCUUUCGCCACCAACGCACCCGCAACGGCUUCCUUCAGCCAGUCCGUCGGAAGGAUGAUCAAAUCCUACAAAUUGUACCUGACAUUGCUGAUCAGUUCAGUUUUCAUUAUCCUGUGUCAGAACCAGAUAUCAAUAGCCAAUUUUGUCAGCACUUCCACGGCUGCGUUAGCCGGAAGCAAUGGUCCUCCGGCACAGGCACAAGCCCUGGUUGCGGAUGGACUGGGCUUGGGCGAGGACCAAGAACAGCCAUCGAUUGUGGACAAGGUCCGCUCAAGGAGUCUCACCUUCAACGAUGUCCGGCCCAUGGGAGCCGGAACCAAAUCGACUGAUCGUACUACCACGACCUUAGGGUCCAGUAGUAGUAGUAGUAGUAGUAGCAGUAGUACAGCUAGCACGUCAACAAGCACAACCACCAGCACGACAAAGACGUCCACGACAACAACGACUGCAUUGCCUGUGGAGCACGAUGUCUCCGAAAAUCGACAACAAUCAGCUAGAAGUAGUGAUAUUCCUUCCCAUUUCCCGGUGGACACCAAGGUGCUACCCCCACUGUACAUUAUCACACCGACAUAUCGCCGUCCGGAGCAGCUGGCGGAAAUCACCCGGCUCGGUUACACCCUCAAGCACGUGCCGAACCUGUUCUGGUUGAUCGUCGAGGACGCGGACAAUCGGACCGAAACCGUAACGAGACUGCUGAAGCAAAUCAAUGUGCCAUUUAUCCAUUUAACAGCUCCCAUGCCGGCCAAAUAUCGCAAACUGAAAGUUAAGCCCCGUGGCGUGUCCAACCGAAAUCGUGGCCUCCAGUGGAUCCGUGCCAACGCGACUGAAGGCGUACUCUAUUUCGCCGACGAUGACAACACUUACAAUUUACAAAUCUUUGAACAGAUUCGUUACAUUCGUAAGGUGGGAAUGUGGCCGGUGGGUCUCAUAUCCAAAUAUGGCGUAAGCAGUCCGAUUGUGGUCAAUGGAUCGAUCACCGGCUUCUACGACGGAUGGAUUGGAGGACGCAAGUAUCCGAUCGAUAUGGCCGGAUUUGCCGUGAGCGUAAAAUUCUUGUUGUCUCGACCUAAGGCAGAAAUGCCUUUCAAGGCAGGAUACGAAGAGGAUGGCUUCUUGCGAAGUUUGGAUCCCCUGGACUUGAAGGAUAUUGACCUGUUGGCAUCUAAUUGCACUGAGAUUUUGACAUGGCACACGCAGUCCAAAAAGAACCCAGCAGCACUUCCGUUGAACCUGACAAAAUACGGAUCAACCAAUCUGGUGAAGCUAACGCGAACACUAGUUUAGGAUUUGACGUAAAAAUCACGAAUAAAAGACAACUCUAAGUUUCCGAACCGAAGUACAGAAGGAAUUGCAAUAAAUUGUUUUGGAUGAAAAGGAUUGAAUGAAUGAAAAAAGAGAUAAAUACAUAAUUCUGGGUGCUAUUUUAAAUUUUAAACAAAGAUUCACGAACUAAAUCACAAUAAUUUUCAAAGCAAGAAGAACAUGCAUCAAAGCGUUGAGUGCAACUGCAUAGGUUGACAAAACAGGGGGUACUUAAAGAUUGAUGAUAGAUUAAAACGGCAAAUGCCAAAUUGGUUGAGAUUGGUUUCCCCUACGAACUACGGAGUGAAAUGAACCAGUUAUGCAUCGUAAUGUAAAAUAAAGUUAGAUAGGAUAUGAUAACAAUUAGGUACUGUAAGGAUAUUUUUCUUAUCCCAAUUUUCUUCCAACAGCAAAUGAUUGUGCGUGAAACUGAAUUAAUAAAAAAUAUCUAUAUCGCCUGCGCGAGUUCCACACUAAGCUGUAAAUACUCUUUAUGUUCCUUAACUCGUGAAAUGAUAUUUUUAUUGACCGUUCUGUAAGCAACAUUGUUUGAUAUAUUUUCCAAACCUCAACUAGAUAUUCUUAGAUAGUUUUAGCUACAUAAAUUUACUAGUUAAAAUCAUGUAAAUACAUUCAAAUCCAGAAGAUCUGAAAUUCUCCCAUAUCUUAGAAUUUUUUCCUAUAUUUUAAUGUAGUUUAGCUAUUCCAAAAAAAGUUACUAAAAAGAAUAGUAACGAUUAUGAGGUAUCAUUGAUCGCACUUGGUGCGGCGCAAAAGUAAUCCACAGGAAGACGAUAAAGUGUGCAAUCCCUUCCACGUGUGCUCACAUUUCUUUUAAAAGAAAAAAAAAACUAGUAUCCAAAGACGAAUCGAAUACGAUGAGUGAACAUCGAGCUUUCCUCUCAAAUUGGUAUCAUGAUUAAGUGAAACAAAAUCUACCAGUUGUUCUUUCCAAAAAAAAAACAAACGUGAACUAAAAAAUCUAUUGCCUUCAAUUUUUUGAUGUUUUGCCAACUGGUUCGAUUGGUUUGAAAUAACGCUUGCUCUUAUGUUUUGACCAGCGUUUCAAUUACAAAUUAGCUUUGGUCCCAUAUGAAAUCUAGAAGUUGAAGUUGUUCAGUUCUUUGUUUGUCAGAAAUCUAGCAAAUAAUGGAAAAAAGUGAACGAGUUUUCCUUGUUCGAUGCUAAUUAAUAGUAAUUCACUAAUAAUGAUUCUACUUUUAUUGUGAUCAAAUCUGAAAAUCAUCAAUAAAUCGUAAGCUAUACCAAUAAAAUGAUAUUGAAAACCAGA